CAGCUGUAUUUUAGCUGCUUUCUCUCUCUCUCUCUCUCUCUCUCUCGCUCUCUCGUUCGUUCUCCCUCCCCUCACACAGAACCCCCCACCCAGCCAUCCACACGCCGUUUUAUUCCUCUGGCAGAGGCAGUUGUGCACACCUUCCCCUCGCUCUGCUGCCGACCGGAGGGGAGUGGAGCCGACAGAGGCAGGUAACAGCCAACAACCUCGGAUGCAUCCGUCUCGCUCCUCCGCCACGCCGGACUGUGCGUGCGCCGAGCGGACGCGGCCGGCUCGUCGCACCUGACAGCCGGCAUGUCAAAGUUUGGCGCGGGGGAUACGAGCGGGAUGCCUUGAUUAAUCCACAGACGGGAUUAUUGGAGCAUUCGGUGCUGAUCCAUAAAACAUGGGAGACCUCGAGUGUGGCUUUGAGGAAAUGCAAGGAGUUCGACUGGGCUACCUGCUCAUCCGAGGCAAGCAGAUGUUUGCUUUGUCUCAGGUCUUCACCGAGCUGCUCAAGAACAUUCCACGCACCACCGUGCACAAGCGCAUGGACCACCUGAAGGUGAAGAAGCACCACUGCGACCUGGACGAGCUGCGCAAGCUCAAGGCAAUCAACUCCAUCGCUUUCCACGCAGCCAAGUGCACGCUCAUAUCGCGGGAGGACGUGGAGGCGCUCUACUUCUCCUGCAAGACGGAGCGAGUGUUGAAAUCCGGCCAGGGCAAAAGCAAAGCCGCCUCGCGUUCGGCCGCGGACGGCCUGGCGUCCGCGGGGCUGCUCCACGCGGACGCCCAGCUUUGGCAGAAAAAAGUUUGGCUCAGUUUGCACGGCGUGCAAGACAAAGCGCGCCGGGCGAGGAGAGAGCCCUGCGACUCCAAACUACCUCACUUUUACCACAAAAGCCGCGGACGAGGUUGCCGCUCGGCCGCAAAGCCCACUCGCAGACACUUUAAAAACUAUGAAACCGCCAAGUUGCAAGGGAACCGGGUGACUUUCAGCCAGAAGCAUUCGUUUUUCCGGAGCGCCCCCGCAGCGGCGCUGCAGUCGGCCGCGGCCGCUCAGUCGCGGCUGUCUCGCGCGGCCGGCGACCUUCAUCACAAAAGGAAGAGGAGGCGCGAGGGGGGCGGCGGCCGGGAGGGCCCAAGACACCCCUGGAGAAGCAGACACCGCCAGCACGUCCCGCCGGUGCUGCUGGUACAACCCCGAGCCUCCGCUACGCACCGCGCGGCUUUUGGUGCCUUCCAACUGAGCCCGGAUUUCUACCUUCACCGCCAUCACCUCGAAGCCAGCUUCCCGGAGAGUAGCGAUACCGAAUCCAGUACCUACUCGGACCGUGCCUAUCCCGACUCGGACUUCGGCUCCGGCUUCUCCACCAGCAGCAGCUCCGAGGAAGAAGAGGAGGAUGAGGAUGAAACCCAGUCGGAGACGACCGAGGCCAGCACGGAUGAGGAGGAGGAAGAAAGCUCCUCUCAUUCGGACUCCAGCUCCGUUUCCAGUCGGGUUUCGGUUCAGAGUAUCCGCUUUCGGCGGGCCCGGGUGGGGGCCCUCGCCAAAACCCUUAACCCUAUCGCGGCGCCUCUGCUUCUGCAGCCCACGUUUCACUACAACCGCCAGCAGCCGCAGAGCCACGUUGCCGCCGCUCACAAGGCGGAGCGAGGGCACGAGGAAGGCACAUUUAGGAACAGCUCCGGGUCCAAAUUCCUCUCGGUUAUUUUCGCCGAGGACGGGCGUGACGAGGCGGGUCCGAUCCCCGACGCGGCGGUCGAACGCGUCCGCUUCGAGCCGCACGCCAACAAGGGCCUCUGCGCGGCUCGCAGGACGUCGGCGUGUCCCAUCGGCGAAGCCCGCGGCCGGGACAAAGAGGCCAAAUUCACCGGACAAAGACUGCCCACGCCCCCGAAGAAAAUCAAGAGCGAGACGGAGGAGCUCGCCGUGACGGCGUCUCCUCGUUCCGAGAGCGGCUGCAAGAUCGCCAGGACGCCGCCCCUUGCUCCGCACAAAGUGGCGUUAAAAGCGGAAGACUGCCGCAAUGAAUAUGAAUACGAGUGCCAGGCCGACGCCGUCACCUUCAAAGUGCCCCCCGUCAACACGAAACAUUCCGCCAACCCGCCGCUGGACGUGAAAUCAGACGAGGACGCCCUCGAAGCUGCCGCCGCGUGGCCCGCCGCCUCGCACGGAUAUCCGAGCACCCGGGACCGACUCGAGGAGGGGGAAGCGAGGACUAAAAAGUGCAGGGCUUCAGAGCUGGGGGGGAGAGCCAGGCUUUCCAGGGCGCAAUCAAGACAAAGCAGGGUCACCAGGGCUGCCCCCUCCACCUCCUCCGCCCCCUCUCACCCCUGCGAGGAGAAUUUACCGAGCCGACGUAAACGCAGCAGCGCGAACACUUGGACGUGCGGCGUCAAACUGCCUUUCAGCCUCAUGGCAAACUUCCCAUUUUCGCCGUCGUUGGCGGUUGGCAGCGACGGGGAUCUAUGUCCCGCUUACUCCCUCAACUCUCUGAGGGGUCUCGGGCCUCCCCCUCCAUCUCACCCAGUGUGGAGUUGGCAGCCGGGAGGACACGUUCUCCCUCCCCCACUCACUCACAGGACCGCAAAAUAAGCCUACUGAGCAGUGC
Hippocampus zosterae (dwarf seahorse) is the source of this 2594-nucleotide messenger RNA. RefSeq names its product SKI/DACH domain containing 1 (gene skida1). The coding region runs from base 386 to 2578 and encodes 730 amino acids. The transcript has a single exon. Lineage: Eukaryota; Metazoa; Chordata; Actinopteri; Syngnathiformes; Syngnathidae. The record is from RefSeq and is a predicted model, not a curated record.